Messenger RNA from Diospyros lotus (date-plum), 918 nucleotides. RefSeq names its product putative cyclin-D7-1. Gene Ontology annotation, molecular function: cyclin-dependent protein serine/threonine kinase regulator activity. Gene Ontology annotation, biological process: regulation of cyclin-dependent protein serine/threonine kinase activity; mitotic cell cycle phase transition. The transcript has 5 exons. Gene Ontology annotation, cellular component: nucleus; cyclin-dependent protein kinase holoenzyme complex; cytoplasm. The coding region runs from base 1 to 918 and encodes 305 amino acids. The record is from RefSeq and is a predicted model, not a curated record. Lineage: Eukaryota; Viridiplantae; Streptophyta; Magnoliopsida; Ericales; Ebenaceae.
AUGGAUCAUAGCUUGCUGUGUGAUGAAGUUUGGCUUAUGAGUGCUCCUAAGCCAGAGAGUCAUGGCAGUAUCAGUAUUGCUCCAUUCGACACGACUGAGGAAGAUUACCAUCAAGCUUUCGCUGCAUGCCUGCAGAAAGAAGCAACUUUCUUGCCUCAAUCUGGAUACCAGCACCUUCUUCAAUCUGCCUCUCACUUGAAUUCUCUUCGACUCAAAGCAAUGCAGUGGCUUGUAAAGAGAUGGGAAAAUUCGAUGGUUGAGUUAGUGGCCAUUGCAUGCUUAUCUGUAGCCUCCAAGUUUGGUGAGACAACCCAUCCUUCUUUGCAUGAAAUUCAGAUGAAAGAUCUGGACCAUUCCUUUCAGUCUAGCUUGAUCCAACGGAUGGAGUUGACACUUCUCAAGGCCCUAGGCUGGCGGCUUGGCUCUGUAACGCCUUAUUCUUAUGUAGAACCACUGUUGAUAUGGAAUAGAGAUGCCCUCGGUUCUUCGCUAUUUGAAGAGUUGACUGCCAAACUCACUAAGCUGCUUCUGUCCACCCUUUCUGAUUCGAGGUUCCUGGAGUUUCGGCCAUGUGUCACCGCCAUUUCUGCGCUAAGAUGUAUCAUCGAGGACUCUGCUCCAUUAACAAAUAAUCCUCACCUCGCCCAUGUCACAAAUCUCAUUCCAGAAGAUCAAAAGGAUUAUUUGAUCAAGUGUGAUAAGAUAAUGGAAGAGAAGCUGGUUCACCCAACUCAAAACUUAACAGCUCGACGAUGUUGCUGUUACUGUUGCUGCCCUUCGAGUUCAGUAACUUUCGUCACAAUGGAACAGGUCGAUGAAUACCAUUGCCAAUUGGAAUUGCCGCUCUUGAAGAUGCCUGCUUUUAACAUAAUCAAUCACAGAAGCAGCAAAAUGAAGAGGAAAAGGGAAUUAGAAUGA